CGGGUCUUAUUUGUUCUCCAGCAGGAGGGCGUUCCGCUGACGACGAUACAGAUACAGUGUGGUCAAUUAUGCCGGUGUACGUGUGUGUACUGGUUCAUAUUUAGACGCUGUCAGAGGUAAAGGUUUUGUCCCAGAGUUUUUAACACCCGGAUCGGGCCUUCCUCGAUGUUAGCCUUCCUGGCGGUAUCACUGCCGGGGGAAAGGCGACAGAGGAGGCCAGGCUCGAAGACAUGGAGGCUAAGCGUCCUUUGCAGAGGGAGUGAGCCGUAGGACGUGGUGAUUUCUACAGGGUGUUGGCACUCCUAGAAUGGACCCUGCACACAUUGGAGGGGAUAUGUCACCUUUGUAUAUGCCAAGAAAGAGAAAGUCUGUCCAGUCACAACCUAAAAGUGGAGUGCCAUGUCCAGUUGUUCAGCGAAUGCCAGAAAGAACCUGUGAAUUAAAUCCAUCUGGAUAUCCCAAGAAUGACGAGUCUGAAGCCCAAGAUGCUCUAAAGAUGAAAAGAACGUAUGGUAGAAAAAGGUAUGAGGACCUGCAGAGUGUUUCCAUAGGAACAGUAGAUUACCCAACCACCAGCUGCUCUGUGAUGUCAUCAGUUGGCCUUGCGAAUGGGGCAGAUCCAGCGUCCAUGGCUCCACCCACUGCAAGGCUGCCUCCGAGACUGGUGGGGAAGGAUGUGUGGCCUCAAGGCCCCGAGGUCAGCAGGGAACAGCCCCAGCCUCAGGACCAGAGCUGGAGCUCCAGCAGGGACAGAGGCCCCGACGCCUGGGCGCCGGGUAGAGAACGGCCGCAGGAGCAGGUCUGGAACUCUGGCAGAGACCGAGCGGGACACUCUAGUCAAGACCAGACUUGGAUUCCAGGCAGGGACAGGGCCCAUACCGGUCCAGACCAGGCCUGGAUGACGGGCAGAGACAGAGGUCCUGAGCAGGGCUGGGCAGCUGGCAGAGACCGAGGCCAGGAUCAGGUCUGGAACGCAGGCAGGGAUUCAGUCAGAGACAGGGCCUCCUCAGGGCCAGAGCAGGCGUGGGGAACUGGCCGAGGUCAAGACCAAGGCUGGAGCAACACGAGCAGAGACAGAGGCCAUGUCUGGAGACCUGACUUGAACAUGAAGAAAGUCCAGAGAGUGGAGAUGGAGCGCAGCCCACCUGUUAGUAACUUCCCACAGCCACCAGAGGGCAGAGACUCUUGUUCAGAUGCAGCCAGUGUUGGUGAGGCCUCGACUGCCCAACCCAGCGAGGAGCAGAAACCCCUCGUCCCCUCCACCAAGAAGGAGCCUCCUACCUACCCUCCAGGAAGUCAAGAGGAGCGUUGGCAACUCCAGAUUGUGGCCAAAGGCAGAGUCACCUGUCCGAAGUGUAAAAGUGUGAGCAGGAAGACCGUGGAUGGCCUGAAGAAACACAUGGAGAACUGCAGACUGCAACCCUUUACCUGUCAACACUGUGGGAAACAGCUGAAGUCUUCAACGGGGAUGAAGUAUCACAUCAUGGCUGACCACAGCCAUCUGCCCUCAGCUGAUGAUGCCAAGGACCUGGAUGAUCGAGUAAUCAAAGACAAACUGCGUAAAAUCCUGAAGAGACUGGGCAAAUUAAAAUGCUCUAAAGAGGGCUGUAAUGCCGCCUUCACUAGCAUCAUGGGCUACGUGUACCACAUGAAGAAGUGUGGGAAGGAGGAGUCUGAGCUGGAGAAGAUGCUGCUGAAUUGCUCUCACUGUGGGAAAACAUACAAGUCCAAGGCCGGUCUGGAGUACCACCUGAAAUCAGAGCAUGCUCCUACGCCCCAGAAGAGUGAGGAAGACGAGGCCCAGAAGGCUCAGAGGGAGGCCAACCCAGAGCGGACGGCCAGCGGCAGGGUGCAGCGAGCAUCGGCCCAGGUGGCAAACUUCCACCUGGCUGAGAUUGCCAACAAUGAGCUGCCCAAAGACUGGCCCAAGAGGAAGUUUCAGUCAGACCUGGUGCCAGAUGACAAAAAGUUGAAAUACGCACGGCCAGGCCUGCCUGCCUUCAGCCAAGAGGUGCUGAGGAAGUGGAAGAAUGAGGUGAAGCUGCAGAGGAAAGUCCAGUGUCCCAACCAGGGUUGUGGCUGCACCUACACCAGUGUGUCUGGACUGAAAGCUCACCUGGGACUCUGCACAAGAGGUGACUUUGAGGCUGGAAAAUACCGAUGUCUGAUUUGCAAUAAAGAGUUUAACUCUGAAAGUGGAGUGAAGUACCACAUCAACUCUGUCCAUUCACAGGACUGGUUUGUGACAAACAAAAAGGCCUCCAAGAAGUUUGAGAAGUUCCUGAAAAACCAGCCCAAGGAGUUUGUCCACGAUGUAGAGAAACAGACCGUGGAUCAGUACCACCAUAAUCACCUCCAGCAUCAUCAGCAGCAUCAGCACCACCACCACCACCACCACCACCACAACCAUCAACAGCAGCAUCAGCUCCAGCACCAGCCCCUGCAGCACCCUCUGCAACCACUGCACCACCUCCAGCACCAAACCCAGUUCCUCCACCCAGAGCACCAGAACCUCCCUCCACAGGUGGACACCCAGCUCCAGCAGCCGAUGCUCCAGUACACCCCUCUAGAGCCUCCUCCCGGACCGCUGUGGGUGGACAUGGACCGGAGAGAAGCUGUGCCGGGACCGGAGCAGGCCCCGAUCGGGAUGGAAAUGGCUGAUGUUGACAAACCUGAAGAGGACAACAGCGGGAUGACGGAGGAGAAAAGGAGAGAGAAGGCGGAGAAAGGAGGGGAGAGGGGAAAGGCCGAUGGGAAGCGGAAGGAUUGCUUUGCUUUCGGUAGCGGUGGCGGUAGCAGCAGUAGCAGCAGUAAUACUGGCAGCUCAUCCAGCGAAUCAGAGGUGGAGCAGCAGGACAGGCAAAGACAGAUUGACCAGUGGAAUCUGAAACGGCCGGGAAUAAUGGAGCCCCACCCUGAUGCUGUAAAGCGACAGAGGAGCACUUAAAAAGACCCUAAAUACGCUACUAAACAUGACACUUUCCUUAACGCUUGUCAUGCAUCAGAGCUCAACUUAACAGAGGUAGAAAAAGACACCGUCGAGUGUCCGUCUCUGCUUUAUUAGAGGAAAACAAACAGGAGAGAAGGCAGCUUAUGGCAGAGCUACAACCUGUAAUUUUUUGGAAGUUGUGAAAGUAUUUAGACGACGACAGUGUCAGCGUGGAUACGAGACUGUAUACUUCUGGUUUAGAGGCUGUUUCUUGAGAUGGUUGUCAUUGUAUAGCUUUCAGAAAUGUAGUAUACUGUUUAUCUGUGUGUUUAUCUGUAACAGAUUCUUUUAACCAACUUUAAAUGUGUCUUAUUCUUUUAAAAAGUUUGAUAAACCUUCUUGUUUUUCAUGUUUACCUUGAAGGGAAGAAGUUACUGUAACCUUUAGAGAAGAUGCUACAGUAUAAUAUUUUGUUAGACUUGUCUAGUCGUGUUCUCUCUCUCUCUCUUUCUUUCUUUCUUUCUCUCUCUUUGAAAAGAUUUUGUGCCUCUUAAGUAUGAUAUGAAUUUCAUACUUACCAUCUCUUUUGCUACAACUGAUUGGCCUUUUCUGAGGCUAAAUAAUGUCGGAUGUGUCAGUCUUCUGGUAAAAUCUCCCUGGCCUGGAUUUCCCUCACCGUGUCUCUUCCUGUACCAUAUUUCCAUCAGUGAAGUUUUGACUAGAUCAAAUUUUUUGAACAUUACAGCGAAUGCAACUUCGUUCAUGGCUGGCAUCAAGUUGCCAUACUAGAGCCAAGUCUGCUGGCAGUAGUAAAAUGAGAGGAUCUGUUUGCGUGUGUGCAGUGACCCAGCGCAGUUACAAGGGUAGCAGAUCAAUACCACUCUUGUUAAGUACAGAACAGGUCAUCCAUCCACCUAGUACUUCUGCGCAUAGCAUCCAUGACGUAUAGCACAUUUGCUUGGCAGCCUCAAUGCACCUGGCUGUUUUUUCUCUCCCCUUAAAACCAUAAAUUGUUGUUUUUACAUUCUAUAUGUGUAGAAUUAAACAAACAAGAUACAGUUUGUGAGCUUUAGAGACGUUGGUAGGUGUAUUUUUGAGCUUUUAAAAUAGCCAGGCUAGCUGUUUUUCCCUUCUUCCUGUCUUUAUGCUAAGCUAAGGUAUUUACCUCCUGGGGCCAUCUCCAUACUUAACACACAAACCAGGAGACUGGAAAACAGCAUCAGCCAGCUGGCCUACCGCACGAUGUACGUCUUUUAAUGCUCUCAGCACCCAGUUUCCAAGAAACACAAAACAAAGAAAUCUAAAUACUUAAUUUGAUUACAUGCAGUUAAAAUGUUACUCCAGCAGUGUGUGAAGCCAAUCUAUGUAGUUUUUCAGAUGUAUUCCUGUAGUCUUAGAAAUGCAGUAAUACAUUUUUAUUGUAGUUGGACAAAAAAAAUAGACCUACUCGAUCCGCUUACUAGCUUUUCAUGAAGACGUCUGUUUUUUUUUAUCAGUUUUAGGCAUUUCAUGCAGGAUCAUAGUUCCCCGAACAAAGAAAGCAGAGAAAUGGCCGAUCAAAAACAACAGUAAAUGUGACCGUCAACAUAUUGGUGAGGAAAUUAAUGGAUUGCAGGUGACUUAUCACUUAUGUUACAAUAAUAGAUAAUCUGAGAGGUUUAAUAUUGAUGGCCAAGACACGAGUGACAGCCAACUCUGUUGAAGAAAAGCUAACAUACAAAAGCAUUUAACAUGGAGGGUGGGUGCUUUUCUUUUCUGUUCUUCAAAGACAGACCUGUUUUUGUCUAGCAGAAUAUUUAACCGAUAGCAUGUAGCCUAAUGUUUAUGUACUCGGCAUUUUGUAUCUACUAUUGUGGUGUAUGGUUAUGGAUGGUUUUCAGUCAUUUGUUUGUGAUGUUAUAACACCAUUUUUGUGUAAUUUUUACAACUUUUUAUGCAUUUAUGAAUGUAUUUUGGUUUCCCAUCUGUUGUGCAUGUUACAGUUCACUAAAAGACGACCAUUAAUUCAUCUUUUGUCUUGAUUUGAAACUUUCAAUGCGGAGUACCCUUUAAUCUGUUAAUCUGACAAAGAAAAAAAAUUUACUGUAGUGUGCUUUACCCUUCAUGGCCCUCCAUCAGAUGCCUUUUGAAAGAACAAUCUGUGUUGUUUAAGUUUUAAAAAUAAAAACCCUCCUAGUACAUGGGAAGUAUUUCAGAAAGCAUUGUUCAUUUUAAAUAAUUUUCUUUGGGUGCGUGGACCCCUGUACACUUGCUUGCAAGUCUAGUUUUUAUUUUAUUUUUACUUUUCAUUUAGGAUGGACUUUUUAAGAGUCCAAGCCAUGUUACUGUUACUCUACUUUUUCUCUUUGGUGCUAACCUGUUGUUGCAUUGUUUAAAAAGACUUUGCUGCGAUAAAGUUUGAAUGGGACUGCAGAUUUUUUUUCUUUGUUCAGCCACUGUGGAUAUUGUUGUUCAUGCUAAAUAUCCUGUACUUCUUAAUAAUAAUUAUAACAAGAGAGUUCUUGUGAUCAUUAUUCAUCACCUAAUGUUAUGUAACAAUUUUGUUUUCAUGUUGUUUAUUGUCUCAAAAUGCCUUCUAUUCAAAAUGUAAACGUUUUCAGGAAGUGGCUUGAAGUUCCUUUACUGUUGAAAUACUUCCCAUGCUUGUGACCAAAUCUUUAUCACCAUGCAUGCACUUUGAACAGUUUGAUGGCACAAAGGACAGCAUUGCUCAGCUUUAAGAGACUUUAUCCCUGACUAAAUAUUUUAAUCCCCUCCAAACCUGCGUUAUCAUUGGAAAGGUUUAUGAAUAUUUCAAUGGAAUUUUGUUCAAAAACAUGAAUUGUUUAUAUUUUUUGUGUUUUAGUGCCAAAAACAGAUACAUUAUGUAACUUGAGUUUUGAAAGCCACAAAUCCAAGUUAUCUUUGACUAAUUGGUUUUCCCAUCAACCACUGCAGAUCCUGUAUGUCAGGGUCCUUAGUGAACAUGUAAAAUCUUUGAGUUGGAACUGACCUCCUGAAUUAAUUAUUUCUUUUGGAAAAUGUUUCAUCCAGUGGCCGUACUAGAUGCGAUGCUGGAAAUGGAUGUAAUGUUAUUAACCAUACAGUUAAUGAUAUAAGAAUAGAAUGAGAUGAAAAUAAUGAAUUUUGUUCUCAUGUCUUGUGCCCCAGCCACCACCAUCCAUACAGAAAAUAUUCAGUAUAUAUAAUCUAGGCCAGCUUUGAAUAAAGGUUCAGUUAGUAGUAAUGUAUCAUUUGUAAACACAUAAAGAAAGCACUUAUUUUUUCCAUUUUGUGGGACAUCAUUUCUAUUAAAGUGAAAAUACUUAUUGUCUCAGCCAACCCUUCAGUGAUCUGUACAUUUAAUAUGUUAUUACUUGUUUGUUUUUUUUAGAAGUUAUGUGCUGCUAUUUCAUAGUACCAGCAGUGUUAUAACCACAGAUAAUUAAAAGUUUAAUUCAUGGUGA
Micropterus salmoides (largemouth bass) is the source of this 6375-nucleotide messenger RNA. RefSeq names its product zinc finger protein 512 (gene znf512). The record is from RefSeq and is a predicted model, not a curated record. The coding region runs from base 308 to 2947 and encodes 879 amino acids. The transcript is spliced from 16 exons. Lineage: Eukaryota; Metazoa; Chordata; Actinopteri; Centrarchiformes; Centrarchidae. Gene Ontology annotation, molecular function: zinc ion binding.